Propithecus coquereli (Coquerel's sifaka) is the source of this 5601-nucleotide messenger RNA. RefSeq names its product KIAA2022 ortholog (gene NEXMIF). Lineage: Eukaryota; Metazoa; Chordata; Mammalia; Primates; Indriidae. Gene Ontology annotation, cellular component: nucleus. The coding region runs from base 625 to 5178 and encodes 1517 amino acids. The transcript has 4 exons. Gene Ontology annotation, biological process: negative regulation of cell adhesion mediated by integrin; negative regulation of neuron migration; negative regulation of cell-matrix adhesion. The record is from RefSeq and is a predicted model, not a curated record.
AGUAGCAUCAGCAGCAGCAGCAGCAGUCGCCGCCGCCACAGCAGUAGCAGUAGCGGCAGGAGCAGCAUUUAGCAAUAGCUUUCACAGCGAGAGCGACGGUAGCAGCCGCCCUCCUUCCCUCUCCCUCUCGCGGACGGCCGCAGCCACCGCACGGAGCGGGCUCCAGGCGCCGCGCGCGCAGCCCGCUCGCGAGGUAGCCCCGGCCCGAGCGAGCGCUGGUGCAGGCGAAGCGCGGACCCUAGGAGCAGCCGGGCAGCCACCGCGGCUCUGAGUUUCAGGGCCAGAGCCCGACAGCUCUGACUCCAUCUAGCGCGGCGGCGGCGGCGGCGGCGGCGCCUGAGAGAGCAAGCGAGGGAGAGAGGCGCGUCCACCUGGCGGGCCCGGCGCAUGGAGCUGAGGCAGAGGCGGCGGCGGCGGCGGCAGCAGUAGCAGUAGCGGCGGCGACGGCGGCGGCGGCGGCGGCGGCUCCAACAGCUGCGGCGACGGUGGCAGCCCAACCUUGACUGUGGCCGCGCCAGCUCCGGCGCCUGCUGCCUGAGCCCGCCAGCGACGUGCGCCCUGGGAGUCGGCCUGUGAGGUUGGACAGCAUUUGGACUUGGAAUGAAACAAUAAGAGGUUACAUUCAUGGAUAACCAACAAGAUAAGGCUAUUGUUGCCUCAGCCAACGGAGAAAACACUCUGAUUAAUGGGGUCAAAGAAAAUGACUCAGAGGACCAGGAUAUGGCAAUGAAGUCAUUUGCAGCUCUAGAAGCUGCUGCACCAAUCCAGCCUAUACCAGUGGCACAAAAAGAGACCCUGAUGUAUCCCAGGGGUCUCCUGCCUCUACCCUCUAAGAAGCCCUGUAUGCAGAGCCCUUCCUCUCCUUUGGGCCUGAUCGAAGCGCCUGAACAUGCUGCUAACAGUGCUUCUGUGAAUGCCAUCUCCCUCACGUCUGGUGUUACAAAAGGCCUGAAUACAUGGUCACUGCCCAAUGAGUGUGAGAAAGCUCCAUUUGCCAUAAUGGAGCCUGCAGGCAUGUCAGCUCUGAAUGGGGACUGCCUCAUGCAGCCAAGCCGGACUUGCUUGGGCUGCUUCAUGGAAUCCAAGGAUGCAGUAGAUCCUGAGCCAGGGAUCAGUCUGAAAGUUGGUGAUCUAAACAGGGAUUAUGAAACAUGUGCAGUCUCUGAUAUAGGGAUUCAGUGCAUCAAUGCUGGAGAAAACAUGAAAUACGGAGAGCAGCUGCUCUCAGACCAGCUCCUAGGCUUCCCCCUGCAUAAAUCAAGAGUAGGAGAUAGACGAGAAGCUGAGAAACCUGACAUCGACUUGGAGGAUCCAGCUCAGAAAAGUUAUUAUGAGGCAUUACUGUUAGAUAAGUGCAAUACAGAAGAAGCUUUGCUUGCAAAUUCCAGUCAGGAUUGGGGUUACUUUGAGACUUUCAUUAGUGAGAGUAAGAUUGAACUGCUUGACCUCUGUUCCAAGAAUGAGCUGUCUGUCAACCUAUUCUCUGAAGAAGAUGUGGAUAACUACAUGUUCGAUGAUGAUGAGUCGACACUGGGCAGUGAUGUCUGCUCCCUGAAAAUUCGAUAUGAGUCCUUUCAGGACAAUGUUCGUGACAAGACUACCCUUCUGAUGCAGGAGGAUGCCCAAUUCAACUUUUUUCCCAGUGUCUUUACUACCUGCCCCAAGCGGGAGUCUAAGAGUGGAGCCCUGAAACAGAGCAGUGAUCUUUCCCAAUUCAAGGUCCCUGACAUGAGCAUCAUCUGGGGGGAGGAAGAUAAAAUCUUGGACAAGAAGAAAGGCAAAGAGGAAGGACAGGAAGACAAAGGUGUAGAGAAAAAAGAUGGAAAAGAUAAUGGAGAAAAAUCUGCCUUAAAUAAACCAAGCAGUGGGACUGAGGUAGGGCAAUUUAAGAAUCCAAAACAAGGCCAUCUUGCUAAUUCCUUGGAGACAUCAGGGAAUUUCAGUGAUGACAGUUCCUUCAUUGAGGUCUCAUAUGAUGCUGUGGGUGAGAUCAAGGACUGUAGCCGCUAUAUGGCUCGGGACACUAAUUCUGGCAGCUCCUCCUCCCAGCAGAACUAUGGGCUGCGAGCCAAGAGAAAAGUCAGAUACAGUGAAGAUUAUCUAUAUGAUGUUGACUCACUAGAGGGUGAAAAAGUAAAUGAGAGGAAAGAAUGGCUGCCAGGUGGCUCCAAAGAGGAAGAUGAUGAUGAAUGGUGUCCCAAAAAGAGAAGAAAAGUAACCCGUAAGGAGCCCCCUGUUAUUAUCAAAUAUAUUAUCAUCAAUCGCUUUAAAGGUGAGAAGAACAUGCUGGUGAAGUUGGGUAAGGUGGAUGCCAGUGAGACAACAGUGAAUUUGAGUGAGAAUCAGCUGAACAAAUAUGCCAAGCUGGCACCCUUGAAGGGCUUCUGGCAGAAGAGAAAGAAGCAGAGAAACAGCAACACAGACUCCAUCAAGACAUCCUUAUGCCAAAAGCAAAGCUUUGAACCAGGUAGCUUUGAGGUGUCAUUCCUGCCACCUGCUCGCAAACGGAAAUCUAAACUUGGCAACAGGCACAGGAUUCAAAGAAUCCCGUCCAUGGAAACUUCAGCAAGUAGUAAGCAGGUUUCAUACUGCAAUGAUCAGAGGCAAGCUAGUAAUCGUAAAGAAGAUGGAGGCCUAAAAGGUACACUAAAGUCAGUACCUCUUGCUGCCCCCAGCUGUGCAAAUGGAUCACAUUUAAAUGAUCUCACAGGUCCUGACUCAGUGAAAGUCAAAGCCCAAGACACAGAGUUUAAGGGGCCAGAGAGGAAAGUGCUCAAUAAAAUCAAAUUUAAAAGUGAAGCCAGGUUAAAAUCCAAGAAAAUUAAAGCUGCUGGGCAAGAAAGCAAGCCAAUGGUUCAAGUGAACCCUCUCUUGGGAGACCAAUCCUCCAAGGCUAAUUUAAAGAAUGAAGUUAUUCCUGGGACCUCAAACAGUUCCCAUCUAUCUGAAUUUCAUGAGGCAAAGGCUUCUAAGAAUUCCACUUUUCUACCAACCACCUGCUCUUCUGAAAUGCCUCUAUCAUCUGCUAGUGUUGCCACUAAUAUACCUGUUAUCCCUGGAGGGUAUCUGCAGACAUUGUUAGAUGCUUCUGAUUUGUCAAAUAAUACUAGUAUCUCAUACUUCACCCACAAUUCUCCAGAGCAAAAUGAAGGCAGCCUCACUCCAACUGAAAAAUCAUUUGUACCUCUCCAGCCUGCCCAGGACUGUGUGCUCUCCUCAUCCUCUGACGCUGAGCUGCAGCAGUCAUCUCAUACCUUCAAAAUGGAAUCAAACAACAACUAUGGAAAUCCGUGGCCCAACAAGGCUACUUCUGGCCCCCAGGAAUUCAUGGUUGAAGUCUCAAGGGAGAUAGCUCCAACCCAAUCCAAUGAAUAUGGAGCCUCCCAAGUAGUCCCCAUGGAAAAUAACCUCACAGUUUCAACAUACAGUCCAAUCUGCCUCAACAGUGGUGGCAGUAGUUGCAACAAGGUCCUAUAUGCUUCUGUGCAAGAUACCCAACUCCCAUCUGAUAACUCUUACCAAUUAUGUCACUUUAGUAAUGGAGAGAUCUGCUUUCCUUUUCAGCAAGGCCCAGUCAAUAUGGAUGAUGGUCGGCUCUUUAGCUUUGAGUCAGUGGCCCCACUCUCUGUCAGCUCAAGCAAUUAUUGCUCCUUAAGCUUGAAGCCCUGUGAAAAAGAUGGUGAUGAUGAUAUCACUGAUGACUUCCUGGCCCAUUGCAGCCCCAAGCUGGUGAUCCAGCAGAGCAUUGACGAGAUAGCACCAUUAAAGGAGUCCACUGACCUCCUGGAUAUCUCUAACUUUACUCCUGACAAAUUCCGCCACUCUUCCCUUUCAGAGAUGUCCCCACCUGACACCCCCAGUCUUUCCCCUCAAAUUACCAGAUGCGAGAGUAUCAAGACACUAGGAACACUGAAGGGGUUCCAAGAGGGUGUCCCAGGAUCACUGGGCAGCAUGGAGAAAAUCAAGUGGGACUGCAGUACCCUUUCACGGCAGGUCCAAGUGGAUGAUGGGUUUACUUUAAAUAACCAUCAGUUUCAGUUCCAUAUGUUCAAUGAUGAGGAUUCUGUCAGCCUGCUCCAAAAAAACCCUUGCCUGUCAACAUUUAAUGAUCCGUCUGGUCAAAUUAGUACCAACAACAAAGUGUCAAAAUCAAGAAAGAAAAGUUCACCCAGCAAGAGUGGGGCUGUGAACCAAAGCUCUUCUCAGAAAAACACCAGGAAAAAAUCCCUCAAAGCCAAUAACAAAGGGAUUGAAAAGCCACCUGGCAAACCCUCCCGCCAGGUCCCUAAGUCAGCAAAGAAAGGGAAAUACAUGGCUGCCAUCAAUGGAGAGAAAAUGCAAAUUGGCAUUGGCCGUGGGGGAGGCCAAACUAACAACAUAUCCUCCACUGGGAAGACAUUGGCUGAAUGUAUCCAACACGGUGGUCCCAUGGCCUCUGUGAAGAUGCCAAGUCAGAAGGGACUUUCUGGAGAUUGGGCUUUGGGGAAGGAAAGCAGCCCAGGCUGGAGUGACAUGAGCGUGGGCACCAACUCCAACAGCCUCCUGGAUGAUGACCAACGGGAAUUUCAGGAGCCUUCCUAUAUCUUGUCCAACAUUGCCUCUGGUAUGGCAGAUGUACAGAGAUUCAUGAUGGCCUCCAUAGAGCCCCUUUGGGAACCCGUGGAGCACCAUGGGGACCCCAACAUAUUCUACUCCCCUGAGUCCAAUAGUCUAAAAUUAAAAACCCUCAAAAUAUUGGCUGGGACACCGCAGGAAUCUAAGAAAAAGGUCAACAGUGGGUCUCCAGGAGCCACUAAGAAUCACAGGUCAAUCAAGGGUGUGAGCAAAAGCAAUGGGAAAGCAGCAAUAGGUGAUCCUGGUCGUACAAACAUGCCUGGUUAUAACGAGGACUCUCGCUCUGCCUUCUUUGAUAAAAAGUAUAGUAACAUGAGCACUUUAGGCAAUAACGGACCGACACACAAAAAGUUGUAUCGUCACAAAUCCAGCUCCAAGGCCCUGAGAGAUGAGAAGUGUAAGGGAAAGCACAUGGAGCGAGAACAGGUCCACAAGGAUCAGGCUGGGACAGCUUCUUUUGAAAAACUGAGGGAUUCCGACUACAAUCUCCUAAAAGCAGAAACAGCAUUUUGGGUUUUACCUGUGUUUGAAGAAGAGACUCACAUUUUCCAGAAAGACAUUUGAUGUUUGUGUUUUAUUUCUUUCAAAAUAUGCCUUGUGGUAUGUAUGUUGACAUGUAAGUGCUUAAAGAAAAGAAUUUUAAAUUGUGGGAAUAAGUCUUUGGAAGCAAACUUUAAUCUGAUGUUCUAUGUAAAAGACUUAAAAAGUCAUACAGUUGCACAAGUAGUUUAUGCACUAUUUACCCACAAGGAAAAAAAUGGAAAACAUUGUGCCAAACUACAAACAAGUGACUGUACUGUAUAUAUUUUUACUUCUAUAUCAACAUUUGGUUGUGAGUAUUUGGGGAGCUUGUCCCUGUUAAUUUACUAGAAACAUUCCAGUGAUUCUUGCUAUUAACCACCCCCACUUAUGUGGAUAGCACCUGUAGAUCACAGUGGAAAAAAUGUUGUGUUACACAAUUUACCAAAACUUAAAGGAUACUGUUUG